Molecule: messenger RNA, 134 nt
Organism: Acaulospora colombiana
Lineage: Eukaryota; Fungi; Glomeromycota; Glomeromycetes; Diversisporales; Acaulosporaceae
Source: the annotation of a GenBank genome assembly
AAGACUUUGUCUCCCUUCGAGAAUCAGCAUUAAUUUCUCUCAUCAAGAGAAAUGAUCUACAAAUGGAAGAGAUUAAAAUUUGGGAAAAGGUUAUUCAAUGGGGAAUCGCAAAGAAUCCUACGCUGCCAUCAGAU